AUGUAUCCAGACUGGCCAAGCUCUGCUGCGGAUUUGGUGCCACUGCCACAAUGCUUUGGACCUAAACUGAGGCCCUUUGACUUUCAGGGCCCGCAAAGUAUCGACUUUCUUGAAUUCUUGGGAGAGGGUCUGCAUUCAUUUGUAUUCAAGGUGGAAAUCCUAGGCCGUAUCUACGCUUUAAAACUUUUCAGGUUUGAGUACGUAUGGGGGUGGGACGGCAUUCCAAACGACUUUGAUAGAAGCGACAUCACUGCACUGACUACGAUUUACAAUUAUUCGGAGCCCUUUAAUCGUGAAUGCCGAAGUUUUGGCCGCCUUCAAGAAGCGGGCUACGAGGAGCUCGCUGUUCAAUGCUUUGGCUACUUACUCCUCGACCAAGAACACGAGCGUGCCAUGAGGGCCAAAUUUAGCAACAUGCGACACGUGCGACUCGAGUUUGAUGGUAAUAGUGAAUGCCCUGGAUAUGAAGACGUACGGGGGAGCUUUCCAGGCAGAAGCGGUAGGCCGCCACCAAUCCGAGGCAUUGUCAAAGAAUUUGGUCUUGGUGUAGAGGAAUUGAAAACGAGGGAUAUGAAGAGACUUUUUCGAACCAUGACGCAGCUCCAGCAGCUUGGCAUCAUCAACCUCGACGUCGGGGACCGACAGCUUAUUGGUGGCAAGAUUUGCGACUUCAGCACAGCCAUCACCGUGCCGCACCCCGUCACAACCCCGGAGCUAAACCCACAUCUUUAUCUUGAGAGUGAGUCAUUGCAUGUCUUGCAACUCGGGACCUUUCUCCUUUGUAUGAAUGAUUAUUGGACAUUUGACGACAUGGUCCGGCUAUGGAAUGAGGAGCACGAGGACCAGAAAACUGAAAUAUCAGCUCGUGCCUACCCCAGCGGAUAUGGCUGCCGGUUCGACUACAACCUGCGAAAUACACCAUCUCGGGCCCGCGUCUAUACUUUCGUCGACCCAAGGAAGUACGAUUGGAAGGCAUGUACCGGUACUCCGGCCCCAGACGCAGCAAGAACACGGCAUGGUCCGCAAACAAGACAGAGAACAAAAAGUCGCGCUCAGGCGACCUCUACACGAGGCGUGUCGAAAACUCGACCACGCCUUGAUAAACGGCCGCCUAGGUGGUACCUUGAUUGUGAUCCACGGCUGGCGGCCGGUUUAAAAGAGGAGACGGAGUGUAUUCACCCUGUCCAAUGGCAUGCCAAGAAUGGUCUUAUCUAUCCACGUAUGCGAGAAAAAUUGUCUAGAUGGAUGCGUUAA
Molecule: messenger RNA, 1254 nt
Organism: Metarhizium brunneum ARSEF 3297
Lineage: Eukaryota; Fungi; Ascomycota; Sordariomycetes; Hypocreales; Clavicipitaceae
Source: RefSeq, a predicted model, not a curated record